Linum trigynum is the source of this 2268-nucleotide messenger RNA. The record is from the annotation of a GenBank genome assembly. NCBI's taxonomy places the organism in Eukaryota, Viridiplantae, Streptophyta, Magnoliopsida, Malpighiales, Linaceae.
AUGUGGAAGCUGAAGAUAGCGGGAGACGGGGAGUGGGUGAACAGCGGCAACGGCAACGUCGGACGGCAAGAGUGGGUGUUCGACCCAACCGCCGGCACGCCGGAAGAGAAGGCCGCCGUCGAGAAGGCUCGCCGGGAAUUCAAAGAGAAUCGAUUCAAGGCCAAGCAGAGUGCUGAUCUACUCAUGAGGAUGCAGCUUACCAAAGAGAACUCCGUAGGGGCGAUUCCCGCCGCCGUGAAACUGAACGGAAGUGAGGAGAUAACGGAAGAAGCGAUUUCAACCACACUGAGACGGGCCAUUAGCUUUUACUCGUCGAUUCAGGCCCAUGAUGGGCACUGGCCCGCUGAAUCUGCUGGGCCUCUUUUUUUCAUGCCUCCAUUGGUAUUUGCAUUGUACAUAAUGGGAUCACUCAACUCUGUCUUAUCAUCUGAACACCAAAAGGAAAUCAAGCGUUACAUCUACAAUCAUCAGAAUGAGGACGGCGGGUGGGGACUGCACAUAGAAGGCCACAGCACCAUGUUUGGAUCGGCAUUGAGCUACAUAUGCCUGAGACUCCUUGGUGAGGGUCCAGAAGAUGGGGAAGACAUGGCUGUUUUCAGAGGUCGGAAAUGGAUACUUGAUCAUGGCGGCCUUGUCAGAAUACCUUACUGGGGAAAGUUUUGGGUCUCUGUUCUUGGGCUAUACGAAUGGUCAGGUUGCAACCCUUCUCCCCCGGAGAUUUUGCUUUUGCCCUUAAGCUCCCCUGUUCAUGCAGGUAAGAUGUUGUGUUAUAGUCGUCUGGUUUACGUGCCGAUGUCUUAUCUUUAUGGCAAGAGAUUCGUUGGUCCGAUCACCGAACUAAUCCAGAGUUUAAGGGAAGAGCUCUACAAUGAGCCGUAUCAUCAGAUCAACUGGAAUGCAGCAAGGAAUACAGUUGCAAAGGAGGAUCUCUAUUACCCACAUCCUCUUGUACAAGACCUGACAUGGGGAUUCAUCCACCAUUUCAUGGAGCCAUUAUUAACACGAUUGCCACUCUCUAAGCUGAGGAAGAAAGCACUGAGGUUAGCCAUGGAACACAUACACUACGAGGAUGAGAACAGCAAGUACCUCUGCAUUGGAAGUGUUGAAAAGGUUCUGUGUCUGAUGGCUUGUUGGGUGGAAGAUCCCAAUUCAGAUGCAUGUAAGCAACACUUGGCUAGGCUCCCAGAUUACUACUGGGUUGCUGAAGAUGGGCUCAAGAUGCAGACAUUUGGCUGUCAAACUUGGGAUGCAGCUUUCGCGAUACAGGCAAUCGUGUCGGGUAACCUGAGUCACGAGUACGGGCCAACUCUUCGAAAAGCACACGAUUUCUUGAAGUCUGCACAGGUGAGGGAGAAUCCGAGUGGCGACUUCAAGGCAAUGUAUAGGCACAUAUCGAAAGGUUCAUGGACCUUCUCAACUCAGGAUCAUGGGUGGCAAGUUUCUGAUUGCACUGCUGAAGGACUCAAGUGUGCACUGCUGUACUCUCAAAUGCCUGUAGAACUCGUCGGCCAGCCGAUGGAAGCAGAGCAGUUGUUUGAUGCUGUUAAUGUCAUUCUUUCUCUCCAAAGCAAGAACGGUGGAUUCACAGCCUGGGAGCCACAAAGAGCAUACGGAUGGUUAGAGAAGUUCAAUCCAACAGAGUUCUUUGAAGACGCUAUGAUCGAGCGCGAAUAUGUUGAGUGCACAGGAUCAGCAAUGCAAGCUCUAGCUAUGUUCAGGAAGCACUACCCUAGCCACAGAAGUAAGGAAGUUGAUGCUGCUAUCGCCCGAGGAGCUGACUACAUCGAGCAAACACAGAACAAUGACGGCUCGUGGUAUGGUUGUUGGGGGAUUUGCUACACCUACGGGACGUGGUUUGCAGUGGAAGGGCUGGUUGCUUGCGGCCGAAGCUACACAAACAGUCAUGCCCUGCGAAAAGCAUGCCGAUUCUUGUUGUCCAAGCAACUCCCUUGUGGUGGAUGGGGUGAGAGCUACCUCUCCAGCCAAAACAAGGUAUACACCAAUCUGCAGGGGGAUAAGGCAAAUCUGGUUCAAACUGCAUGGGCGUUGCUCUCCCUUAUCCAUGCCGGUCAGGCUAAUGUGGAUUCAGCACCGAUCGAGAAGGGGAUGAAACUGUUGGUUAAUUCACAAAUGGAUGAUGGUGACUUCCCCCAGCAGGAACUCACAGGAGCUUUCAUGAGGAAUUGUACACUGCACUACUCCUCGUACAGGAACAUCUUCCCCAUUUGGGCACUGGGAGAAUAUAGUAGGCAUGUUAUGGGUGCAUAA